AACUGACGUAAUACACGUGAAUUUUGAGCAUGUUGAAGGUGUUCUCGUUUCCUUUCUCCAAAACUCUUCAGAUAGCAAGACUUGGUCAAGGAUUGUUGGAAAACAAAUGUUUUGAAAAAGCAGGAAACUCCCUGAGAAGAUUUUCAGUGUGUUCAAUUCUACAGGAUGAUAAAGGAAGUUUAGAUAAAUUGCUCCAAGCCAGGAGUACCAGAAACAGAACAGAUAAGUACAGAACAAACAGAAGUGAAGACUACUUCAUUGGUAAUGGUGUCAGGAGAAAUGUAGGAUAUGGGGAUUCCUGGAAUGAUUUUCUUGGUGAUACACCAAAAGAAAAACAAGAGUUUACUGAAUUGGAGAAAAACUUCUAUUUGGAGCAUGAAGCUGUCAGAGACAUGACAGAGGAGGAGGUCAAGAUAUUCCAUGAAAGACAUAAUGUAAAGGUGUACGGGGAUGUUCCUAACCCUGUGUUAGAUUUGGAUCAUGUUAACUUUCCAGAGGAAAUAAAGACAACGCUUGCAAAGCAUGGAAUUACUACUCCUACAGCGAUACAAUCUCUGACAUGGCCUAUUGCUUUAUCGGGACUCGACAGUGUAGGGAUUGCACAAACUGGGUCAGGGAAAACACUGGGGUUCAUGUUACCAGCAGUAGUGCAUACACUGAAUCAGAAAACAACCAAACAAAGGUUUCCAAGACGACCUAGGGUACUGAUUUUGGCACCAACAAGAGAGCUGACUCAACAAAUUGCCUCAGUCUCCUUCCCAUACUGUAAGCCAUUUAAUCUAAGGACUGGUUGCUUGUAUGGUGGAUCCUCCAAGUCAAAACAAAUGCAGGAAAUUUUAGGUGGUCUAGAUAUCAUUGUUGCUACACCGGGAAGGCUGUUAGAUAUUCUGAGGGAACAGACCAUGUUGUUAGAAGAUGUGUCAUACUUAGUGCUGGAUGAGGCGGACAGAAUGUUGGACAUGGGGUUUGAACCUCAGAUUAGGAACAUUAUGAAAUAUUUAAGUCCAUUCAGACAGACGACAAUGUGGAGUGCUACUUGGCCUAUAGAAGUGAAAAAUCUUGCCCAGGACUUCAUGUCUAAUAAUGUACAAGUUCGUUUGGGCCAUUAUGACUUAACCAUUAAUAAAAAUAUCAAUCAAAAGGUGAUCUUGGUUGAUGAUGAAAACGAUAAACUAUACAAAUUUGUGGAUGAAAUGAAGCCAGUCUUAAGUGAGCCAAAUGCUAAAGUUCUUAUGUUCACCAACACCAAAGCAAAGGCAGAUAAUCUAGCAUUUAAGUUACAAAAAGCUCUCAGGAAGAAGAUAGUAGCCAUACAUGGGGAUAUUGGUCAGUUUGGUAGAGACAGGGCACUGAAAGAUUUCAGGCUUGGAAUGGUACCGAUCCUAGUGGCUACCGAUGUAGCAGCAAGAGGGAUAGAUGUUACAGAUAUUACACAUGUAGUGAACUUUGAUUUUCCACGAGAUUUGACGGAUUAUGUCCACAGAGUGGGACGUACUGGACGAGCAGGCCGGAAAGGCGAAGCUAUCUCAUUUUUCUGUCUGCAUGAACAACCUAAUAUAGUGAACAAACUUGUAAAUAUACUUAAAGAGAGUGGACAAGAUAUUCCUGAAGAGUUAAUGGAAGCUGCUCAAGCAAGCAAAUAUUCAAGAAACUAUGAAUCUAGUAGACGAUAUGGCAGUAGUAGAUUUGGAGGAAGUCGACACAAUGACAGUAGAUAUGGAAGCGGGAGACAGCGAGGUAGUGGAUUCAGUAGAAAUGACAGAACUAGAUAUCAGAGGGACAACAGAUGGACAAAUUAUGAUGAAUGAUAUCAGAUGUAAUUAGGAUAACAAAUUAAUGAGGUCUUGAGGCUCAAUUCUUUACAAGACUAUAAAAGCAUGUGGGCUCAAAAUUUAAUGCAUGGAUUUCCAUGAUUAGUUUACAAGGCUCACCGACAUCAAGAAGAAAUGAGAAUCAAACCUGGAUCUUGCUGUUUUGUGUAUUGAAAUCUAGACACAUCACAAUGAAUGCCAGAUGUUAUGAAUGUUUGCCACUACCACUCUAGAUGAAAUGAUUCAUCGCUAAAAAUACCAGGCAUCAGCUGGUCAAGUUGAAAAUCCUAAUGAUCUGAUAUAUUAUUUAGUACAUUGUAUGUCAGAAUGCUAUUUCUGUGAUAUAUUUUUUAAUUCCAUGCAUCUGAAAAAUAAGCCAUGAAUUGCUCAGAAGAGCUACAUUUAUCUCUUGAUUGACUGUAAAAAAUAAAUUACCUAAAAAAUAUUUGCUACUAGAUUUUAGGUAUCUCGCAACCAUUUUUUUUUUGCUAUUGAUGCAAGAUAUAUUUGUAGUCUUUGAUCAGUUUAAGUUUUUACAAUAUAACAUGUAUCUGAAAUCAUUGUAUGAAUUAAAUUGUAUGUGAAACCCUCAUAUUUUGUGUAGUGAAUGUCUGAUGAACUAGGUAAUUACAACAUGGGCAUCUACAUUUCACAGCAUGUCCCAUUUUGCCUCAACAAAUACACCACUUUUACAUGUAUGUGUACAUCUUAGUCAAGAUGAAAUUAAAUGUAGCAAAUGCAA
This is a messenger RNA of Saccostrea echinata, 2553 nucleotides long. RefSeq lists its product as uncharacterized. The record is from RefSeq and is a predicted model, not a curated record. The transcript has 15 exons. Lineage: Eukaryota; Metazoa; Mollusca; Bivalvia; Ostreida; Ostreidae. Gene Ontology annotation, molecular function: RNA binding; ATP binding; RNA helicase activity. Bases 30 to 1808 code for a protein of 592 amino acids.